Symbiodinium necroappetens is the source of this 400-nucleotide messenger RNA. NCBI's taxonomy places the organism in Eukaryota, Dinophyceae, Suessiales, Symbiodiniaceae. The record is from the annotation of a GenBank genome assembly.
GUCAUGUGCAAUCGGUGUCGGAUUCCGAAGCCCGGUGGCUGGAGUGCCUCACCUGUGGCAAGCAAGCCAGCCAGAGAGAUGCGGCCUGGGGACUGGAUUUGUCCAUCGUGUGCCAACCACAAUUUUGCCGAUAAGUUGUUUUGCAACAGGUGUAACCAUCCGAAAGAGAAGGCAGGCGAAGUUCCGGGCUCGGGGCCUGAUCUGCAGCCGCCGACCCAAGCGUGGAGAUUCCGGCAGGGCGAUUGGAUGUGCCCAGCGUGUGGCAACCACAACUACUCAAGCAGGACAGCUUGCAAUCGAUGCAACGCGCCGCGGCCGAGUGGCAGCGACGAAGUGAGCGGAUCCUAUGGUGCUGCGCCCAAAGGGGGGCCAAAACGCGAGUCUCCGUAUCAAGCACCAG